UCGAGGCUGCUUUGGGUCCCUCUGGGCCUUUCUUAAAAGGACACACACUCAUUGCUCCAUGAGUCCCAGCAUCAUCCAUUAAGGCUUCUGUAGUCCUUUUCCAUCAGCAAGCCUUCACUGCAGCCCUCCUGAUCAAAAUGAGUGGCUUUCUGGCCUCACUGGACCCACGGCGGGUGCAGUGGGGGGCUGCUUGGUAUGCAAUGCACUCUCGGAUCCUGCGCACCAAACCAGUGGAGUCCAUGCUGGAAGGGACUGGAACUACCACAGCGCAUGGUACCAAACUAGCCCAGGUACUCACCACUGUGGACCUCAUCUCCCUUGGAGUCGGCAGCUGUGUGGGCACUGGCAUGUACGUGGUGUCUGGCCUGGUGGCCAAGGAAAUGGCAGGACCUGGUGUCAUUGUGUCCUUCAUCAUUGCUGCUGUGGCAUCUAUACUAUCAGGUGUGUGUUAUGCAGAGUUUGGAGUUCGAGUCCCCAAAACCACAGGAUCUGCCUACACCUACAGCUAUGUCACUGUUGGGGAAUUUGUGGCAUUUUUCAUUGGCUGGAAUUUGAUACUGGAGUACCUGAUUGGCACGGCAGCUGGCGCCAGUGCCCUGAGCAGCAUGUUUGACUCCCUGGCAAACCACACCAUCAGCCGCUGGAUGGUGGACACAGUGGGAACCCUCAACGGCCUGGGGAAAGGAGAGGAAUCAUACCCAGACCUUCUUGCUCUGGUGAUUGCUGUCAUCGUGACCAUCAUUGUGGCUCUGGGAGUGAAGAAUUCUGUGGGCUUCAACAACGUCCUCAAUGUACUGAACCUGGCAGUGUGGGUGUUCAUCAUGAUCGCAGGCUUCUUCUUCGUCAAUGGCAAAUACUGGGCUGAGGGCCAGUUCUUGCCCCACGGCUGGUCAGGGGUGCUGCAAGGAGCAGCUACUUGUUUCUAUGCUUUCAUUGGCUUUGACAUUAUUGCCACCACUGGGGAGGAGGCCAAGAACCCCAAUACAUCCAUCCCGUAUGCUAUCACUGCAUCCCUGGUCAUCUGUCUGACAGCAUAUGUGACUGUGAGCAUGAUCUUAACUCUGAUGGUGCCAUAUUAUGCCAUCGACACGGAGUCCCCUCUCAUGGAGAUGUUUGUGGCCCAUGGCUUCUAUGCUGCAAAGUUUGUAGUGGCCAUCGGGUCGGUGGCAGGACUGACAGUCAGCCUGCUGGGCUCCCUGUUCCCCAUGCCCAGGGUCAUUUAUGCCAUGGCUGGUGAUGGGCUGCUUUUCAGGUUCCUGGCCCAUGUGAGCUCCUACACAGAGACCCCGGUGGUAGCUUGCAUCGUGUCAGGGUUCCUGGCCUCUCUCCUGUCACUGUUGGUCAGCCUAAGGGACCUGAUAGAAAUGAUGUCCAUUGGUACACUCCUCGCCUACACCUUGGUCUCUGUCUGCGUCUUGCUCCUUCGAUACCAGCCCGAGAGUGACAUCGAUGGUUUUGUCAAGUUCCUGUCUGAGGAGCACACCAAGAAGAAGGAAGGCAUCCUGGCUGACUGUGAGAAGGAGACUUGCUCUCCUGUGAGUGAAGGGGAAGAGUUUUCCAGCUCUGCCACCAACACCUGCGGGGCCAAGAACCUGCCAUCCUUGGGAGACAACGAGAUGCUUAUAGGGAAGUCAGAUAAGUCUACCUACAACGUCAGCCACCCCAACUACGGCACUGUGGACAUGACCACCGGCAUAGAAGCGGAUGAAUCAGAAAACAUCUAUCUCAUCAAGCUGAAGAAGCUGAUUGGACCCCGUUACUACACGAUGAGAAUCCGGCUGGGCCUUCCAGGCAAAAUGGACCGACCCACAGCAGCAACAGGACACACAGUGACCAUAUGCGUGCUCCUGCUCUUCAUCCUCAUGUUCGUCUUCUGCUCCUUCAUCAUCUUCGGCUCCGACUACAUCUCAGGCCAGAGCUGGUGGGCCAUCCUUCUGGUUGUUCUGAUGGUGCUGCUGAUCACUGCGCUGGUGUUCGUAAUCCUGCAGCAGCCCGAGAACCCCAAAAAGCUGCCGUACAUGGCCCCCUGCCUCCCCUUUGUGCCUGCCUUUGCCAUGCUGGUGAAUAUCUAUCUCAUGCUAAAGCUCUCCACCAUCACAUGGAUCCGGUUUGCCGUCUGGUGCUUUGUGGGUAUGCUCAUUUAUUUUGGGUAUGGCAUCUGGAACAGCACCCUGGAAAUCAGUGCCCGAGAGCAGGCCCUGCACCAAAGCACAUACCAGCGCUACGACGUCGAUGACCCCUUUUCCGUGGAGGAGGGGUUCUCCUACGCCACAGAGGGCGAGAGCCAGGAGGACUGGGGUGGGCCAGCUGAGGACAAAGGCUUCUAUUACCAACAGAUGUCAGAUGCCAAGGCAAGCACCCGGACGAGUAGCAAAGCGAAAAGUAAAAGCAAACACAAACAGAACUCAGAGGCCCUGAUUGCAAAUGAUGAGUUAGAUUGCUCUCCUGAGUAAGGCUAAACGUGAGGAGCCUAGA
Molecule: messenger RNA, 2475 nt
Organism: Phodopus roborovskii (desert hamster)
Lineage: Eukaryota; Metazoa; Chordata; Mammalia; Rodentia; Cricetidae
Gene: Slc7a14
Product: solute carrier family 7 member 14
Exons: 7
Coding region: 138-2453 (771 amino acids)
Biological process (GO): amino acid transport; transmembrane transport
Cellular component (GO): plasma membrane
Molecular function (GO): amino acid transmembrane transporter activity
Source: RefSeq, a predicted model, not a curated record